This is a messenger RNA of Drosophila virilis, 5068 nucleotides long. Lineage: Eukaryota; Metazoa; Arthropoda; Insecta; Diptera; Drosophilidae. The record is from RefSeq and is a predicted model, not a curated record.
AAUUUAAUUUCAAAUAAACAAUAUAGUUAAUCAAAAAUUGUGGAAUGAUGUGUAUGCACGCGUUGAAUUAUAAAAAUGUUAAAAAAAAAUCGUUAAAAUAUAUGUAUGUGUUGUUAGAAUACAGUAUUGGACGACUGACUAGAACUCACGAUAUCAAAGGGUUUUCAAGGCAACAUUUACUGUUGUUUCUGUCCGUGAAAACCAUUAUCCUGGGUACUUUAUCAGCCUGUUUUACUAAAAUCCUAUCGUAUUAGGUAUCAGUUGCUGUGGGUGUUCCUGUAUGUGUAUGCGCGUGUGUGUGUGUGUUGCGUAUGUGGGUCGUUGUAGUAAAGUUCAUUUGAUUGAUUUAUUAUGGACGGGUGCUCCAGCCAUGCUGCGCUUUGUCAAUGACUGUCAGUAUGUGUCCUGAACGGGAGCCCUCAGUCGUCUGUGGGCAUGUUUGUGUCUCCGUUGGCUGUUUUAUAUUGUGUAUUUAUACACUGAUUGAUUGUUAUUGCUGCAUGAUACUUUUAUAUACGUUUUGGUUAUUUUACGUUCUUGCUCAUUUGCCUGAAAUUACAAUUUGUUUAGCCGUCACCAUCAAGCCCAAAGGAAACUAAGAACAGCACCAAUUAAGAUGGCGUCUAGUGAUAAUUUUACUUAGCGCACAAAAGUAUGCAAUGCGAAUGUCACGAUUAAGCCGUUAGUUACCUGAGCAGCACAGCACAGCAAACAACCCACGCACAUGCACAGAAUUUGCCGAUUAUCAACUCGCAAGAGCGCACAUUUCUUAUGUACAAAGUACUUGUUUGCUAAGUAAAUAACAGUUAGAAAGACUUAGACAAAAGAAUUCUUAAAAGUAACAACAAAACUCUUAACGUUUAACUCUAAUCGUCGACAAUGGCCAAUACAGCGCAACUGUUGCGCCGCCAGAGCUCGCGUGACAUUGUGCUCAAGAGCCAAAAAAGUAUCGAUCAAUUGGAGCUGCGGGAGCUGCGUGGCCGUCUGGUCUCCAAGGAGCAUGGCGUCAGUCAUCAUCAUCACACAUCACUGCAUCACCAUCAUCAGCCCAUGUAUGGUGCCACAAAUCAGGGCUUCAUGUCCGAUGCCUUUGACGAGUCAUCCGAACUGGAACAGGAGCCACCAUUUGGAUCCGAUGCCAGCACCAGCAAAAUUAAGGUCGAGCUGGCCACUGCUGUCGAUCAACAGGAACAGCAGGAUAUCGUUGAGGGCGAGAAGGAGGGUGACGAGCGCGAGAGCUGGGAUAGCAAAAUUAUGUUUCUGCUGGCCACCAUAGGCUAUGCAGUCGGCCUGGGCAAUGUUUGGCGCUUUCCAUAUCUGGCGCAGAAGAAUGGCGGCGGCGCCUUUUUGGUGCCCUACUUCAUAAUGCUGUGCAUCCAGGGCAUACCGAUCUUCUAUUUGGAGCUGGCCAUUGGACAGCGACUGCGCAAGGGGGCAAUUGGCGUAUGGAGCCAGGUGUCGCCAUAUCUUGGGGGCAUUGGCAUCUCCUCGGCAGUGGUUAGCUUCAUUGUGGCGCUGUAUUACAAUACGAUCAUUGCCUGGUGCUUGAUCUACCUGCUGCACAGCUUUGAGUCGCCAUUGCCCUGGGCCGAUUGCCCGACACGCCUCUACAGGAACUACACGUACGAUCAUGAGCCGGAGUGUGUGGCAUCAUCGCCAACUCAAUUCUAUUGGUAUCGCACCACGUUGCAGUGCUCGGAGGGCGUGGACAUGCCGGAGAACUUCAAUUAUCACAUGGCCAUUGCACUGAUUGUGUCCUGGUUUCUGGUCUACAUAUGCAUGGUGCAGGGCAUAACAUCGUCUGGCAAAAUAGUCUAUAUGACGGCCAUAUUUCCCUAUGUGGUGCUCAUCAUAUUCUUCUUUCGUGGCAUCACACUGAAGGGCGCCGCCGACGGGGUUGCCCAUCUGUUUACCCCACGCUGGGACACGCUGCUCGAUCCGGUGGUCUGGCUGGAGGCUGGCACACAGAUUUUCUUCUCGCUGGGCCUCGCAUUUGGCGGCUUGAUAGCCUUCAGCUCCUACAAUCCAGCCAACAACAAUUGCUAUCGGGAUGCAAUACUCGUUUCGCUAACCAAUUGUGGCACCUCUAUGUUCGCCGGCGUUGUGGUCUUUUCGGUGAUUGGCUUUAAGGCCACAGCGACCUUUGACCGCUGUACGGAGGACCGAGCCGCUCUGGUUGCCCAGAAUCGUACACACAAUUUACCCAUCUGCGAUCUGGAGCAGGAGCUGGCCAAUAGCGCCUCGGGUACUGGACUGGCCUUUAUCAUAUUUACGGAAGCGAUUAAUCAGUUUCCCGGCGCCCAGCUCUGGGCUGUACUCUUCUUUCUCAUGCUCUUCACACUGGGCAUCGAUUCGCAGUUUGGCACGCUGGAGGGCGUAGUCACAUCGCUGGUGGACAUGAAGCUAUUCCCCAAUCUGCCCAAGGAGUGGAUCGUUGGCGCACUGUGCCUCUCCUGCUGCCUGAUUUCCAUGUGCUUUGCCAACGGCGCCGGCAGCUACAUCUUUCAGCUAAUGGACAGCUUUGCCGGCAACUUUCCGCUGCUAAUUAUUGCGCUCUUCGAGUGCCUAUCGAUCAGCUACAUCUAUGGGGUGAGGCGUUUCUCGGAUGACAUUGAGAUGAUGACCGGCUCGAGGCCAGGCUUCUAUUGGAUGUUCUGCUGGAAGUACUUGUCGCCCUGCGCCAUGGUUACCAUACUGUUGGCCUCCUUCUACCAGCUGCUGACCGAGGGCAGCAGCUACCCGGCCUGGAUCGCGGCUAAGGGCGCCACCGAGAAUAUGGAGUGGCCACAUUGGUGCAUUGUCAUUGCCUUCAUCCUGAUACUCUCAUCCAUACUGUGGAUACCACUUGUGGCUAUAUUGCGUCUGUGCGGCAUCAAGGUAGUUGAGGAUUCGGAUCCUGCCUGGUUCCCUGAGGCGGAACUGAAAGAGGUGCACGGCAUCGUGCCCCAUGAGCCCACCGAGCUGGAGCGCAGCAUCUUUUGCUUUAAUAUGGACGGCACGGAGGGUAUGUGCUGUCCCAAAUACGGGCUGCCCGAGAAGUCGCUCGAAGAGGAGGAGGAAUAAAUGCGGCAGCUGCUGCAAUUGCUGACAAUAACGAAACUAAACAAUUAUGUGUAAAUAUGGACAAUAACUAAGCCAAAAGCUCGCUCACCGAUGGAAGUCAGCGUCAAUAUCGACAACUAUCUGUAUCUCCCAUGUAUGUUAUGUAUCUAUAUGUUCCCAAAGACUGCUCGAAAGACAACAACAAUGCUAGGAACCCCAAUGGCCACAGACAAAAACAACGGUGAACUCAGCGCCUGGUGCGCGGUUUCAGUAACAAAAAAUACAAAAAAAAACCAAACAAAAAAAAAAAUCAAAAUUAAUAAAACAAAUACUAAUAAAAAAACAAAACGACUUAAAUCUAUAAAAUGUUUCCGCAUAACUUCAUAAAUAUGUUCAAUGUUCUACGAUAAUUAUGUAUGUGUGUGUGUAUAAGGCAGCUCGGAUAGCAGAAAUGCCAGUAACAAAAUAAUCUGAAAUCAACUUCGGAAAUGAAUUUUUUUUUUAUUUUGAAUAUAUAUAGUUAAAAGUGGGACACAUUAUGGUACUCACAUAUACAAUACUCGAAACGUUUUGGCAUAACCCACAUACAUAUGUAUAUGUACUACAUUUCCGAUUUCAUAUGACGCGCCAUAUUCGAAGUUGAAUCAUUAAUUUUCACAUAAAUGAAGAAACGGAAAAAUUGAAAUGCAAAGUGAAAUUGACAACCAGUUGAUAAAAUGAAUUGCUGACUAUAUAUAUAUAUAUAUACAUAUGUACUUAUAUCUAAUAUAUGAAACUACUUAUAAAUGUAUUUAUAAUGUAAUCGUAUCUGAAGCGUUUAAAGACGCUUAAAGUUAAAGUGUUUCGAUAGUUUGUUCCGAAGUCCUCUAUACCUCUAUUUUGUUUUUGCCUUUAGUCUAUAUACAUAUAUAUAUAUGUAUGUAUACGUGCAAUAUAUGUUUAUUGAUAAAGCAAUGUUGAAACCGUACCAUAUCUUUUUAGUUAUAAAUAAUAAGUAUGACAUGUUAUACUGCUAGACACACUAUAUAUAUGCCCAUAUGAUUGUCUGUUGUGAUUCGCUUAGCUUUUUGUGUUGUUGUUCAAUCACUUAACAAGACGCCUUGGCUAGAAAAAUACCCUAUUCUCGUAUGGUUCUUAGUUUCUAUGUUUAAUUUGUAAUUGUUUUGUAGUUUCUAAGAUGCUUACUGGAGUUCUUUAUCAAGUGGGGACAGUAUGAAAACUGAAAUAAAUUUGAUCUGUGUUGCGAUUAUAAAAAACAUUUUCUAGCUCUUAAGUCGCUUAAAAUACGAACAUAUCUAUUAUAAUAAUAAUAUGUAUACAUACAGACAUUGUGCAUACGUCUAUUUUUUGGUCCAUAUUAGGAUCUAGAAUAUAUAGAAAUCUAAAUGUGUUUAGUUUCUUUUAGUUUUGAAUGUUAUUCUUAAAAAUUGUUAAUAAUUUCUCAGUACAACAAAUGUACUUAUUUAAGAUCUGAACGUCUUAGCCAAAUACAUAAGCUGCAUAAAUUGUAAUAACUGAGGUAUAGCUAAACGUGAUUGGAGCCAGUUACAUAUAUAUUUAUAUGUGCUAUAUAUCUGCGGGCUCUGAUCAUGCGGUGUUUUAACAGCUAUAUACUAUAUAGUAUACGUCUACAUAUAUUUUAAAUGCCUAACUAAACGAAACCGUUCAUCUAGCCGAAAUCGAAUUGUGUAGGACGACAAGAACUCGCUCUAACUUGGCUAUAAAUAUACUUAGAUAUACUAAAGGAGUUAUAAAUAUUAUUAAAAAAAAUAUAUAUAUAUAUCAUGCCACUGAAGGAAUAUACUUACAUAAGUACCUAUAUAUGUACGUAUUUAUGUGUGUUAAAUGUGCAAUGCAACUAAUAAUUUAUUUAACAUAGUUGUACUAUAUUUACAUAAAUACAUAUACACGCAUCCAUGUAUAGUUAAGAUUAUUAUAUAGUAUAUACAUGCGUGCAUAUUGAACUGUAUUAAGUGUUAUCGAUGUUGACAAUAAUUAUGAAAGAAUGUUUUAAUGCCAUAUACAA